AUGUCCUGCCCGCAGUCCUCCCAACAUUUAAUGAAAGAUAUAAUCUCCGACAAUAGCAGCGACUACGGAUCCGACUUCACACCGGAUGAAGAGGAAGUUUUGAACGAACUACUUGCCCAAGCCGUCACGGAACACGCGGCUCUCCACGCGACACCACCGCCGCCCCAACCAUCGACAACAACUCCAGCCGCGAAGGAGAUAAACCGCGCUGUAGGCGACAUUGAAGAUUGCCAUGUCGCUCCAUCGAGUCCUCGGACGCCCAAAGUACUGGGGAGGCAAAAGCCUGUAUGGCAGGUAUCCAAGACUUGGCGGAGUCCCGUUGCGGGGAGAGCAGGUCAGAUGGCAAGCAAUGGCGGCGCCGCGUUUGUCGAGCACCCGAAUUCUACUGAGGGCCGGAUGAAACAGCGCGAGAGGGAUAUAGCUCGUGAGAGAGAAUGGGCUACCGGUGUUACGGAUCCUGCUGCGGAUAAUCGGUCGCCGAUCGAGAGAUUUCGGAAACCGCCUAAUAAGGCUUUUUCGGAUGAGAUUUAUACGACGGUCCCGGUAGAGAUUACGACUAAGGAAGACGCGCUGGCGCUGAGGAUAUGGAAUAUCAUCCAAGGGUUGCGGACAUUGAGGGAGUAUGGUAUGACUCGGGAGCUGGAGGUCUGGGGGCUGGUGGAUGGCGAGCUGGUGAAUGGGGUCAUUGAUCAGCUCUCCUACGAGUGUCCGGACCCAGAUCUUGAAGCGACGGCCGCGUCGUACUAUGCCGACGUGGAGGCAUCGAGGGCUGUGCUGCCCGAGUAUCAAAUGUCGCUUUCGGAUUACUUGUUGUCGCCGUCGCAGGGUGGCAAACGGCUUUCUGACCUUUCCUGGAAUGGCGGGCAGGAAGAUAGCUUAGAUGAUUCCGGGGUCGGCAGUGAAUCUUCCUCAGAGGCUUUCAGUUUGCCCCGAAUAUACAUGACAGACGUCAAGACCAGAGCUAGUGCCUCGGUCCCCACUGUGAAGAGUUCGUCGUUCCGGCCGACACUGCUCCAACUUCAGAUGUACUAUCAUAUGCUCAAUCGGCUUGCUACCAGUGACGAUGUGUCCAUCGAACUACUUGCCUCGCGCUAUGGUCUGGACCCCUCGCGCACGUUCACCGACGCCUUCAUAGCUGAAGUAGGCGGUCUCAACGACCAAUUCUUUGAUACAUUAUCCUCGCAGGAGUCUGACCCUGACUUCAUUCUCACCCCGGAAGAUGCGGCUGGACGACGCGCAUUGCAUGGGGCGGACUCUGCACCCCCUGGCAGCCAGGACUCGACCAGUAUCCUUCUCGCGCACAACAACCUGGCCAGCCUCUGGAAGCUAAUGAAAGACCAACUCCGGCUCACCUUCCUCCCACCCGCACACUCGACACCAGUGUCCGUGGCACCCUCAAUCCCUUCUGAGUUUCAGCCGGGCUUACUCGAACCUUAUCCCACUGUGCUAUCGCCUCUUCUUACCGCGCGAUACCUAUCAUCAGCCCCGACAACCGAAGAACAGUCGCGGGUGCUGGGCAGCCGAUCUUUUCUGUUUGAUCCUACGACGCUGACAGCCUAUCUGGCUGACCAAAUGGAAUGGUGGCGUGGCGAGCGUAACCCACGAGGGGUCGAAGUCAUGGAUGCAUGGAAAUGCCGGAUCUGUGAGUUCCGCGACGAAUGUUCCUGGCGUCAAGAGCGUGAAUUGGCUUUUAUGAAGCGAAGGAGAAGAUCGUCUUCGCUGGCUGUCUAA
Aspergillus bombycis is the source of this 1731-nucleotide messenger RNA. RefSeq names its product exonuclease V. Gene Ontology annotation, biological process: interstrand cross-link repair. Gene Ontology annotation, cellular component: mitochondrion; nucleus. The transcript is spliced from 3 exons. Bases 1 to 1731 code for a protein of 576 amino acids. NCBI's taxonomy places the organism in Eukaryota, Fungi, Ascomycota, Eurotiomycetes, Eurotiales, Aspergillaceae. The record is from RefSeq and is a predicted model, not a curated record. Gene Ontology annotation, molecular function: single-stranded DNA 5'-3' DNA exonuclease activity.